Bathycoccus prasinos is the source of this 1392-nucleotide messenger RNA. RefSeq names its product tRNA 2-selenouridine synthase. The record is from RefSeq and is a predicted model, not a curated record. Gene Ontology annotation, molecular function: tRNA 2-selenouridine synthase activity. Gene Ontology annotation, biological process: tRNA wobble uridine modification. The transcript has a single exon. Bases 1 to 1392 code for a protein of 463 amino acids. Lineage: Eukaryota; Viridiplantae; Chlorophyta; Mamiellophyceae; Mamiellales; Bathycoccaceae.
AUGGCCCCGUCGAUGACGACUUGUUCUUUAUCAUCGUCAUCGUCGUCGUCGUCGUCGUCUUGGUCAUGGCGGCACAAUAGAAUUGGAAACAACAACAACAACAACAACAACAACGGCGAGAGAAACCGAGCGUUCCUGCUACCGUGGUGGUCGAGACGAGCUGCGACGACGACGACAAAGACGACGACAAAGACGACAGCCUCCUCUGGCAAAGAAGACGUUCUUCGCCGAGAUAACUUUACCUACCCGCCGGAGUACCUCGACCUCGGUCCUCGCAUCAAAAAAGCGCUCGUGGAAAGCAAUGAAUUCGACCCGGAAAUGUACGAUUUAGUCUGCGACGUCCGAUCGCCCUCGGAAUACAAAGACGACCACGUCCCGUUCGCCAUCUCCACGCCCGUCUUGAGCGAUCAGCAGAGAGAAGAAAUCGGGACGAUGUACGUCCAAGUCGACCCGUUCGAGGCGAAAAAGCUGGGCGCGAAAUUGACGAGCGAGAAUCUAAGUAAAAUUUUAGAGGAACAUUUUUUACAUCUUCCGAAGACGACGAAGGUGUGCGUGUAUUGUUUUCGAGGCGGGGAACGGUCGCUCUCGUUAGCGCACGUGCUGUCGAGAAUCGGUUUUGACGUGUCUUACGUUCCAGGCGGGUAUAAGAAAUAUCGAGAGACGACUUUGAAGUAUCUCAAAGAGGAAGCGGCAAAGUUUCGUUACCACGUCGUCGCUGGGAAGACCGGGUGCGCGAAGGGAAAGUUGUUGGACGCGUUGGAGAAACGGGGUGCUCAAGUGAUUGAUUUAGAGCGCUUCGCUGAACACAGAGGGUCGGUAUUAGGGGAAGAUCCAGAGAAUGGAUUCGUCGGGCAACCGAGUCAAAAAAUGUUCGAUUCGAGGUUGGCGCAUAAGAUGCGAAAGUUUGACGAGAAGAGAGUUAUUUUCGUGGAAGGCGAGUCGUCGAUGAUUGGUAAAGUGCAAAUACCGACGAUGACUUGGAAGAGAAUGGGUGAAGGUAAAGCGACGAUAUUGAGCAUACCGAUGGAACACCGGGUCAAAUGGAUUAGGCAAAAUUACGAGCACUUCGAGACGACGGAAGUUCCGAGACUGUUGGAAAAAUUGCAAGUGUUGGAGAAGAGAGUAGGGAACGAACGCGUCAAUCAGUGGAGAAGUCUAGUCGCGGAGAAGAAGUGGGAUCAGUUCGUGGAGGAGAUUUUGGUGCACCAUUACGAUCGCGCGUACGACCAAGCGUCGAAACGUUCGAGACCAAACGAUUUCGACGAGGAGAGCGGUGAAAGAAAAGGGGCCGAUCAAGGCGGCGCGGACGAGUUGUUCUUGGAAAACUUAGAGGAGCAAACGUACGACAAAGCCGCAGAAGACUUGAUGGAGAAGUACGAUAAAGUGUUGUAA